ACACUUUAAGAACAAGUUUUAACAUCACUGCUGAUGCUGCUAAAUAUUGUAACAAGAUUAUAAGCAAAUCCUAUGACCUUCCUAUAUUACCCCCACCUUCCCAACCAUCAACUACAGGUAGUACCAUUGAACUGAUGGAAGCUAUUUCAGAAUCCAACUCAACAGACCUCCUUAAUGCUAUGGAGGUUUUGAGCCAUGAAGUUCCACAUUCUGAUGAAGAUUCCUUUGAAUUUGUCCCUGAUUUUAAAAUCAGCCAUCAGCUGUUAAACGAACCAUUGCCACAUCACAGCAAAGUGGAAGCGAAAGAGCAAGAUGUUAGGUCUGUGCUUGGGCGAAUCUUACAAGCAUUUCUUCCAAGUAUGUUUAAGAUGUCUGAAGACAGUAGUUUAGAUGAGAACUUAGAAAGAAUGUCAACUGUCAGUGGAAGCUUACCCAGUUUUAAUGCAGAUUAUUAUUAUAAAGAGAUAGCUGAAUCGAGAAGCAGACAGAAAGCGAUAGAAGCUUUAGCUUGUUUAGAUUUUUAUAAUGGUCUAGAAUUCGAGGGUAGUAAGAGAGAAAUUAAACAAAAGGAAUCUGAAAGCACCGUCAUAUCUUACCCUUUACACCUUGCAUCAAAAUCUGUUCAAGCAGAUAUUAAUAAUACCCCGCGCUCAUCAACUUCCACACUCAAAGAGGUAAAUGUAACAUCCAGACUCAGCAAUACAAAAGAACAUGUACAAGUAGGUAGAAAUCAACACUAUCAAGCUCCUUCAGCGGCUGGUUCAAACAUACAAAGAAAUCUCAACAAACAGUCAGGGUCAAGAAGUCAAUCUUCAUCUCGUCCUGGAGUCUUUACCAUCAAAGCAAACUAUCUUCCUACACCCUCAGCUCACGGUUUGUUGAAACAUAGUAGUAAAAAUGGUGAAAAUCCACAUUUCAGUCGUUUUUCAAACUCCAAUGUUAACUUGGGCAGUUCAAGUUCGCAUCAAUAUUCUUACAAUAGACCAGGAACUAGUUUAUCUUUGCAGUUUCCUAUUGGUUCUUCACUUGUGCUGGAAAAUGAAAAGAGAGUGACAACUCAAAAUGCUUCAGUCCAAGACAACAGUCAAUACUGCGUACAAAGCAAUACUCCAACAGAUCCCAGCAAUUCAAGGUCAUCUGAAUCAAGCAAAGAUAAUCUUGACCAACUGUUCGACGAUAUACCGGAACAGCAUUGUCUCAGUAACAGAUCAUCUUUUUAUCUCAGACCAAGAUCUAUACGAAGUCGUUUAAGCAACUUAUCCAAACGAAAGCGUCCACACGUUCUUACACAUCGAGUCUAUCCACCGAAGAAACCAUGGAAAGCAGAAGACGACGAUUCGUUGUCAGAUAUGCUGUCUUUUGCUUCCCAGCAAUCCAAAGUACAAGAACCGACCACGGAAUCCCAUGUAAACAUUGGUAUCCUGAUACGAUCGUUCCUCUGUAUAUUCUGUGCUGUAUAUUCGAUGGCAAUUGUUAUUUACCUGUGCAUGCAAGGUGCCAAUUGUCUAGAUGGAAAUGGACUUGAUCUGGUUGAAAAAUUCUGUAUAGACUUGUGUCUUUUAUUGGUAGUAGUUAUGCCAAUCGUUGGUUGGUUGUCAUUUAUUAUCUCCUUCAUAUGCCUUAAGGGGAAAGAGAUCUUUUCAACUUCAAAACGAAAUAGACUUUAAGACCAUGUUAAAGCCGUAGUCCAAUGUUUUAUGCCAAGUUUAUUUAAUUGUUUGAAAUAAAUAAAUUUAGGCUUAUCGUGUUGUGACUGCCAGAUGUAGCCUAUUUGCGUCGGUGCGGUUCUGCUUAUUUUAAACAGCCAUGGAAUGAUUAGCUCGCAACUUAACGACAAGUUAAAUCGUUUAAACUAUCCGACGGUAAAAUAUGUUACAAAUCUAAUCUCACUACAAUAAGAAACGAAACAUUAGUUUAACAAGAAAUCAAAGAUCGAAUGAGUGAGUACGUAUUAAACUAAUUGGCAUAAUAUCAAUUUACUCUUUUACUACAAAGAUCGACCAAGUUCGAUCAAAAACAAACCAGAAGUAACCAACAAAGCGGGAAAUUGUGUAGGUAAGCUUUGGACAAGUCAUUAACCCAUGCGUUGACUUGUAAACCUACACUAACCUUGUCGUUGCUUGUGCAGUUCAACGAUGAUAAAGUGUUUUGUAAAUAUGGAACGCUUCACGAUUUUGCGUGU
Ciona intestinalis (vase tunicate) is the source of this 2182-nucleotide messenger RNA. The record is from RefSeq and is a predicted model, not a curated record. Lineage: Eukaryota; Metazoa; Chordata; Ascidiacea; Phlebobranchia; Cionidae.